Molecule: messenger RNA, 1599 nt
Organism: Hydra vulgaris (swiftwater hydra)
Lineage: Eukaryota; Metazoa; Cnidaria; Hydrozoa; Anthoathecata; Hydridae
Product: max dimerization protein 1
Biological process (GO): regulation of transcription by RNA polymerase II
Molecular function (GO): protein dimerization activity; DNA-binding transcription factor activity, RNA polymerase II-specific; RNA polymerase II cis-regulatory region sequence-specific DNA binding
Source: RefSeq, a predicted model, not a curated record
CUAAAUCUUAGGAAUUUUGAACACCAGUAAAGUUAAUGUGGUUAUCAUUUAAAUUAUAACUUGUAUAAAUUAUAACAAAGUAUAACUUGACGACAGACUUUAUAUGUCUCGAUCACUCCACCACGUGUAGCUUUCGUUUAAGAUUCGUUGUUUUGAAGUCAUCUGCUCGCAAGAAGGUGUGCGAAGCAUUUGAGAAAAAAAUACUAUUAACUCCCUUGUUUACAUGGCGAAAAUAAAUGUGUUAAUACAAGCAGCAAAACUUGUUGAAAGUGACGAAGAUAUAGUGUUACCGAAAACUAAAGGCUCUGUUAGAGUCAUUGGAUUAUUUGCUGAAGAAGACGCAGAAGUAUAUGAACAAUAUAGUAGUAGUAUUCAAAGUUCUCCUUCUUCUAUGUCAGACUCAGAAUCAAAGAAAGGAAAACCUUAUUAUUGUCCUGGUUCAAGAGAGCAGCACAACAGAUUAGAAAAGAAUAGGCGAGCCGAAAUGAAACAGUUUUUUAUAAAGUUGAAACAACAUGUUCCAUCAUUAGAAGGAAAACCCAAAGCUUCUAACGCAUCUAUUCUGGCAGCAGCAAAAUCAUAUAUUGAAGAGUUGAAAAAACUUGAUAAACGUUAUGAAGUUGAACGCUAUCGUCUUCAUCGAUGCCGCGUAUGCCUUGAAGAGCAAGUUAAAAUGCUCAAAGAAGACAUUCGCCGACAAAGUUUACAGAAUGAACUAUUUUCUCAAGUCCAACAAGAAAAAAAAUGCCUAAAAAAUCCAAAAGAAAUGACAUCUGUUGAAACCCAAGCAAAUGAAGCUGAUAUUCUUGCGGAACUACCUGUAGACUCGUUUAGCUGUACCGGUUCUAGUGCGUCUGACACUGCUGCUAUUGCCGAACCUGGCGGACUGCAGAAACAAUCAAUUGAAACUUUUAUAAUUUCAGAUUCUUCUUUCUCAAAAAAUAUAGAAGAAGAUAUAGCAGUGGAAUAUGAAACUCAUAUGACAAAAGAAAAUGAAUCAUUUUCACUUGAUAACAUAAUUUUACCGAGGUACUCUGAACCGCUGGACCAUCUCAGUACAAAUAUACAAUAUGCUAGUAGUUCCGAUAGUGACUUUUCAAGUAAAUCUUUUUAUUUUGAGUUUCAACAUCGUAGUGAUGACGAAGAACCUGAUUUAGAAAUUGAGCUAUAAUAUACAUAGAAUGACGUUUUCCAGAUAGUGAUUCAAUUUUCUAUAUAAUACGUAUUCUACUUCUCUACUUACGCUUAUAGUCGCACUUUCGAGUAUCUCUGAUUUAUCACUAUCAAAUUCACUAUUAACUUUUUAAUAUCGUUAAAAUUUUUAACGGUUAAAUGAUUUUCGUUGCACCUUUAAUUGAUGUUAAUCUUUAAUUAUCGCUGCUUAAGUUUCUAUAUCAAUAUUUUUUGGUGAUUUCUUAUGAUUUUCUUUCUAUUGUGUUUUCUUUUCUUAGUGUUACUUAUAUAAAUUUUCUCAAACAAUACUUUAUAAGAAUCAUAUUGAUUUUGUUAAAUAUUAUACAAUAGUAUACAGUUAGUACCUUUAUGACCUCAAAGAGAUCUAUGUAAAGUUGGCGUUAUAACAAUUAUUUUUUUAUUUAA